GGGGUCGCGCUGUGUGACGUAACGUGCGUCAUCUUUGAAAAUAAGCGGGAGGAGGAAGCUUUGAGGGAAUAACGAGUUUUCGCUGCUUUUCUCGAUAAAACAUACAAACAAAUAAUUAAAACGCAACUCAUUUCUGAUAUAUCUCUUCAUGGCGCUCCUGACACCGUACAGUAAGGUCCCGGAGCUCAACACUGCUACUGUACUCUUGGUCGAAAAUGAGGAGGAGCUGCAGUCCAAACUAGCCAACGCCAUAGUCCAAUAUGAAAAAGAUUUCAACGUCAACGUACGACUGGCCAGAAAACUCCCUCUGCCCGUUGAGAACAAGGAAACCCGUCCUCGUAUUGAUUUAAUAGUGUUUAUAGUGAAUCUGCUGUCAGAGCGCAGUCUGCAGUCAGUGGAAAGCUCUCUCGCUCAUCUGCACUCAGACUGCUUCUUGGGGAAAGUGUGUUUCCUGGUCACCGAUGCUCGCUGCGGCUCUCACACUCAGGAGCGUUUGGUCAGCGUAAGAAAACUCGCUGCCUCACAUCAGUGUCCCGUCAUCUGCGCUGAGCACAGGACGGCAGAUGGCGUGAACGCAGCAGCCGUGCGCCUCCUCAACAUUCUGAAGGUGACCGCGGGAAUGUCGCCCAUAGCAACCACCGCCCUCUACCUGUCCUCUCUGACCCGCUGCUCGGUGACCUCUGACCUUGAAGAGGACUAACCUCCAAUAAGAUCAGUUAGGGACUCCAUUAAGACUCGCUUCAUUACUUUGAAUUUCCACACAGGAAACACAAGUUGCAGAUAGUCACACUGGACCGCAGAUUAGUUCAGGUGGGUCCGACUGUUAUUUUAACGGGAGUGUCUGUGAAUUUUACCUUCCCAUGGAACUUUAUUAGCUGCUUUGUGUUUUUACGGCUGUCUGUCACAUAUGUUCAACUCUUGUACUGAAUUAGUAAAACAUCCAAACAGCAGGGGGAGCCGUUGGGCAGCGAAUGAAUUGCUCAUAACAUAUUCCCCAAAUAAUGAUCCCUCUACAGUAUUUAUAAAUAAAAGAAUUGAAUUUUUAA
This is a messenger RNA of Labeo rohita (rohu), 1046 nucleotides long. It is a transcript of the gene pane1, whose product is annotated as proliferation associated nuclear element. NCBI's taxonomy places the organism in Eukaryota, Metazoa, Chordata, Actinopteri, Cypriniformes, Cyprinidae. The record is from RefSeq and is a predicted model, not a curated record. The transcript is spliced from 6 exons. The coding region runs from base 149 to 700 and encodes 183 amino acids.